GGGGUGACUUGUGAAAAUGCCCAUGUACAGAAUGCAGCCGUAUUGUGGCGGGGAGAUCCAGGUGGAUUUACCCACGUGUAUGUACAGAUUAGCCAAUGUGCAUCAGGCCACGUCGGAAAACCACGAGCAGGCUGCUGACCCAGCAAUUCAGGCGCUGGAAUCCAGGCAAGAGGAUAUCUUAAAGAGACUUUAUGAACUGAAAGCUGCUGUAGAUGGGCUCUCAAAGAUGAUUCAGACGCCUGAUGCUGAUCUCGAUGUGACUGAUAUUAUUCAGACAGAUGAGCAGUCGGCUCCGGGAUCUGUGGUUGCCGACUUGGACUUGGUACUUGGAAAGGAAUAUGGAGCUUUCAGAGACAUAGUGAUCAAUGCAAACCCUUCUUUGCCUCCCCUUUCCCUGCUGAUAUUGCACAGCCUCCUGUGUGAGCGCUACCAAGUCUUGUCUGCAGUGCACACGCAUUCAUCCAUCACCAGCAUCCCAGAGCCUCUGCUCAAAUGCUUUGGAGAGCAGCUUAAAAUGAAGCCCCGGCACGAGUACCAGCUUGGAUUUACCCUCAUCUGGAAAGACGUGCCCAAACCACAAAUGAAGUUCAGCAUUCAAAACAUGUGCCCCAUUGAAGGAGAAGGAAACAUUGGCAGGUUCCUGUUCUCGCUGUUAGGAUAUAAGUUUAAUGCAGUCAAUGCUACGCUGAUAGACGGUUGGGUGGACACGGCCAUUUUCCAGCUUCGAGACGGCAGCAGCAAGGAGAAAGCAGCUGUUCUGAAAGCCAUGAACACGACUCUUGGCAAGUCUCCGUGGCUGGUGGGAAACGAACUGACAGUAGCCGAUAUCGUGAGCUGGUGUGCUGUGCAGCAGUGUGGCAACUCCACUGUCGCCCCGCCCAAUGUGCAGAAGUGGAUGAAAUCAUGCGAGAACCUUGCUUCCUUUAAAAGUGUUCUCAGGUUUUUAAAGUGACAACGCUGUUUGUGAUGCUUUUAAAGUCAACUGGACCACUCAACCCCAAAACAAGGUUUAUUUGACACCAAAUCUCCAAAUAUAAUCAGAUGCAGGUAGUCUUGUCUGACAUGAGCAUUUAUACCGUUAUUGCUGUGCCUGAACUGACUGCCAUCUCCUAUUUAAUUCAAAAGGAAACUCACCGAUGCUGGUGCCUUUUCAAUUCCAGUGAAUAGAACGUGAAUAUCGAUUUAGGUGUUUCUCUGCUGCCCCAGGUACCAUAGCCCUAAAUUUCAACUCCCAGGGAUGAUGGGGGUUUCCUUUCUGAAGCAGCUGAAAGGCCUUUUUAUAAACUGUCAGUGAGGUUCAUGUACGUGAAAUAUUCUGCUGCUGCUGCUAGAAGAUCGAGGUUUGCAGUGUUAUUUAAGCCUGCUUGUGUUGCUGGUACCAUUUGACUUUAAAGGUGUACUCUGCGGUUACUUAACGGAAACCAUAUUUUUAUUGUGAAGACGCCCUUACCAAGCAUGUUAAUACAUAGUCUGAGACCAAUAACAGAAUGCUGCUGCCUUAAGGGAAAAGCUAAGGCAGGCCAGGUACAUUAAAAAUAUUAAAUCAGACAUUUAAAAUAAAGAACUUGUUUACA
Xenopus laevis (African clawed frog) is the source of this 1574-nucleotide messenger RNA. RefSeq names its product aminoacyl tRNA synthetase complex-interacting multifunctional protein 2 L homeolog (gene aimp2.L). Lineage: Eukaryota; Metazoa; Chordata; Amphibia; Anura; Pipidae. Gene Ontology annotation, cellular component: cytosol; aminoacyl-tRNA synthetase multienzyme complex; nucleus. The record is from RefSeq and is marked provisional.